Lottia gigantea (owl limpet) is the source of this 1914-nucleotide messenger RNA. RefSeq lists its product as hypothetical. Lineage: Eukaryota; Metazoa; Mollusca; Gastropoda; Lottiidae. The record is from RefSeq and is a predicted model, not a curated record. Gene Ontology annotation, biological process: mitochondrial DNA replication. Gene Ontology annotation, molecular function: single-stranded DNA binding; 5'-3' DNA helicase activity; ATP binding. Bases 1 to 1914 code for a protein of 637 amino acids. The transcript has a single exon. Gene Ontology annotation, cellular component: mitochondrion.
AUGUACAAACUUUUUCACAUUUAUUUUUUUUUACUUUUUCAGUUAGAUUCUGGGGCCAAUAUAGACGAGAAAGCAGUAAGUCAUAAAAAAUUAGAACAGUUCGAUACCUCCAAAACGGUGAACUCGGCCGCCAUCGAACAAUUCCUGACCGAAAAAAAUAUCAAGUUUCUAGAAGGAAAUUGCUGUUAUCAGGUCUACUGUCCAAAACUGAAAAUUCACAAAAAACCAGUCAAGACGACGUCCUCAGACUUAUUUAUCAAUAAAAUUACUGGCCAUUUUGUUUGUUUUAAAUGCGGCAAAACUGGUGAUUGGUCUCAUCUUGUGGACAAUAUUCUCAUCUUUCACCAGAUGAAAAAAAAAGUGAACAAGGAAUGUUUCAGUGAAAUCGAUGCGGUGAAAAAAUGGAAUCAGGUGGAUUCGCACGUAGAAACCAUUUGGGCCCAAGCCGAACAUUUAGAAAAGCUAACAGCAGACGUCAAACAAAAUAUUCUAGAAGAUUUCGAAUUAGAUCAACUGACAUUCGAAACUUUGAAAAGUUUUGAAGUACGUUUUAUCAUUUCCAAAAAUUCCUUAGUUUUCCCGUUUUUUAAUUUAGAAGGUAACGUCACUUCGAUAAAAAUUUUGAGAUGUAGAAAAGGACUGGAUGAAAAUGACGAAAUGAAAACAACGUUAAAAGAAUCGAUAAUUCCAAGUCACCAACCGUUGGGAUUGUUUGGCUGGAAUUUGGUGAACGACAUAAAAGAGAUAGUACUAACUUCUACGGAAAAAGACGCCAUGGCGAUCAAGCAAGCUACGAAUCAAGUGGCGCUAACACUUCCAAAGGGACCUUCGAUACUUCCUCAAGAGGUUCUACCAUCUUUUGAAAGAUUUUCAAAAAUUGUCGUUUGGUUCAGUGAUGAUAUAAACAGUUGGGAAGCGGCAAAAUUAUUUUCGCGAAAACUAAACCAUAAACGAUGUUUCAUUAUUCGGCCAAGUUUAAAAAGUCCAGUGCCGUACCAAGCUCUCGUCGAGGAAUUAAGUUUGCGAUCUAUUUUAAAAGAUAGCAAACGUAUUCAUAAAGAAUCUAUUAAAAACUUUUCUGACCUACGUUCGGAAGUUUACGCAGAAUUUACACAAAUUGAGCGUGUGACUGGUGUAAAAUGGCAGAGGUAUAAAACUCUAAAUACCAUUCUAAAAGGUCAUCGUCGUGGUGAACUGACUGUGGUUACUGGGGCAACGGGUUCGGGAAAAACGACCUUUAUAAGUGAUUACUCCUUAGAUUUAGCGAUGCAGGGCGUCAACACUCUUUGGGGCAGUUUUGAAAUUAACAAUAUCCGUCUGCUGAAAAUGAUGAUUACGCAAUUCUCUCAAAGAAAUUUUUCGAAAAAUCUACAGGACUUUGAUGUUUGGGCAGACAAGUUCGAAGAACUACCUCUCUAUUUUAUGACUUUUCACGGACAGCAGAAAAUUCCUGAAGUUUUGGACACCAUGGCGCAUGCGGUGUACGUUCACGAUAUUUCUCACGUCAUCGUUGAUAAUCUUCAAUUUAUGGUCGGAAUGAGCAGCGACAAUCCAGGAGACAGAUUUCUACAACACGAUAAAGUCGUGGCUGGUUUCCGAAGAUUCGCUACGCAAAGAAACUGUCAUGUGACGUUAGUGAUUCAUCCGCGGAAGGAAAAAGAAGGGGAGCCGUUAACGACUGCUUCAAUUUUCGGUAGCGCCAAACCAACGCAAGAAGCGGACAAUAUUAUGCUGUUGCAGGACAAACGCGUAAUGACCGUCACGGGGAAAAAAUAUGUUCAAAUUACUAAAAAUAGAUAUGACGGAGAUCUGGGCGUGAUUCCGUUAAAUUAUGAUAAAGGUUCAAUGAGUUAUGUUGUCAAGGAAGUUAAAUUACCCAGUGAUCAAAGUGUAGACUCGGAUAUAGAAAACUAG